AUGAAGCUGUUGGAGAACUCAAGUUUUGAAGCAAUAAACUCGCAGCUGACAGUGGAGACGGGAGAUGCUCACAUCAUCGGCAGGAUCGAGAGCUACUCGUGCAAGAUGGCAGGCGAUGACAAGCACAUGUUCAAGCAGUUCUGCCAGGAGGGCCAGCCGCACGUCCUGGAGGCCCUGUCGCCUCCUCAGACUACGGGGAUCAGCCCCAGCAGGCUCAGUAAAAGUCAGAGCGGCGAUGAGGAGGGACCCCUGAGCGACAAGUGCAGCCGCAAGACCCUCUUCUACCUGAUAGCGACGCUCAACGAGUCCUUCCGCCCAGACUACGACUUCAGCGCUGCCAAGAGCCACGAGUUCAGCCGGGAGCCGAGCCUCAACUGGGUGGUGAACGCUGUCAACUGCAGCCUCUUCUCUGCCGUUCGGGAAGAUUUCAACGCCCUGAAGCCACACCUGUGGGAUGCUGUUGACGAGGAGAUCUGUCUUGCGGAGUGUGACAUCUACAGCUACAACCCUGAUCUGGAUUCGGACCCCAGCCUCUGGUCCUUCAACUACUUCUUCUACAACAAGAGGCUGAAGAGGAUUGUCUUUUUUACCUGUCGUUCCAUCAGUGGGUACGCAUACACGCGCUCGGAAGCUGGCAAUGAGCUGGACAUGGAUCUUGGUGAAGAGGACGUGGAGGAGAACAGUGAUGCCGACGACACCGAAGAAAGCGGCAGCAUCGAGGAGGACAGGUUGCAAGUUAUUUGCAUGUGA
Molecule: messenger RNA, 750 nt
Organism: Fulmarus glacialis (Northern fulmar)
Lineage: Eukaryota; Metazoa; Chordata; Aves; Procellariiformes; Procellariidae
Gene: MAF1
Product: MAF1 homolog (S. cerevisiae)
Biological process (GO): negative regulation of transcription by RNA polymerase III
Cellular component (GO): nucleus
Molecular function (GO): RNA polymerase III core binding
Source: RefSeq, a predicted model, not a curated record